Messenger RNA from Necator americanus (New World hookworm), 951 nucleotides. RefSeq lists its product as uncharacterized. The coding region runs from base 1 to 951 and encodes 316 amino acids. NCBI's taxonomy places the organism in Eukaryota, Metazoa, Nematoda, Chromadorea, Rhabditida, Ancylostomatidae. The transcript is spliced from 4 exons. The record is from RefSeq and is a predicted model, not a curated record.
AUGAUGCAAAAGAACAUCUGCUAUCGGCAACGAAGGAGAAAAGAAGUCAUCUGCGACGAUUGCGUACUCGAGGACUCCUUGUCCCAAGGUGACUGGCACAUCGAGGAGGACCAAACCCCGAUCAUCCCCACUGAUGAAGCUCCACCACGGAUUCUCCCUUCGAAAGUACGAGUCGCCAUCAAGAGCAUGAAACCUUACACAGCCCCCGGACCUGAUUUUAUAUCAGCAGACUUUCUUCGGGCUGAAAGAAAGAAAGGAUCCCAGACCAGUGGAAGACCUCGCGAACCGUUCUUAACUAUUCUUAUGAAAGGUGACCGAGAGGACCUUCGCAACUACUGUCCGAUAUGCUUGCUGAACGUGUUAUACAAACCUGUGUCGAAGGUCAUAGAGGUUUGCCGGGUAUACUGCCUGCCCCUUGUUCUAACCUUCGUCGACUAUGAGAAAGCUUUUGACAGCGUAGAAAUCAAUGCAAUACUGUCAGCGCUGGUCGAUCAAGGUGUGGACGCUUUGUAUGUGAGGACAUUAGCCAAUUGCUAUGAUCGAUGCACGACUAGGAUACAGAUACCCUCUGAAAAGGGGGUACGACAAGGCGAUACUAUAUCGCUGAAGCUGUUCACAGCUGCAUUGCAAUGGAUAAUGAAAUCGCUAUCCUGGGAAGAAAGGGACAUGCGUGUUGAUGGAAGAUUUCUUUCGAACCUUCGUUUCGCGGACGACAUCGUUCUCUUUUCGAGCAGUACCAAUGAAGCAGAAAGGAGGCUCAACGAACUGAACGAAGCAGCGAAGAGAAUAGGACUGCGAAUAAAGAGGAAGAAGACACAGUUCAUGAAGAACGCCUACUGCGAGGACGGAGGAGUACAACUUGAAUGUUCCACAAAUCUUGGAAACUUCGUCAUACGUAUACCUCGGGCGUUCUAUGGACUUGGAAAACGACUUGAAGGAAGAACUAAAUAG